UUUCUGCUACUACUAUUAUUUCCAGAAAUGUAGAUAUCGAGAGAUACACAUACCCCCUUCUCUGUAUUCUACUUCUGCCCCGCUCGGUCAUGAUUCCACCGCCUCCACCACUUCUCCUCACCCGCCUAAAUCUGUAGUACGCGGCAACAUUACCCGAGAGGAUUUAAGCGCUCCCAGCAAUUCAUCAAACAGUUAGUGUGCAUUCUCAUUUCUUCUAAUAAUUGCCAGUUGAAUUGAAUCCAACACUCUGUUGAAUCAUUUGGCUUAAGUACUCCCCCGAACAAAUGCCUGUGAGAAGGAGUUCAAAUGAAGGUUCUUUUAAAGUUAGUAGAAAACCGAGGGUUAGGACAGGGAGCUCAAAAGGCUCGGUGGAUGGAGUCAGAACCGCACGGUCAAGGGAUAGUGGUGUUGGCAGAGGCCUCAGAAAAGCCAGAGUUGCAACUGAGGGGUCGAACGGGUCAAAUGGGGGUGUUAGAACUGGAGAGGGCAAGAAGAUAGGGAGUAGAAGGUUGCAAAGCAGAGGAAAUGGUAGUGAUGCUGUUCCGUAUCACAGUGAGAUUGGAAGAUUGAGUGAUGUGCGUGGCAGAGGAAAACGAGAUUGGAAAACAAGGAGUGGGAACGAGGGGCUUGAACCGUUCGUUUGUGGGAAGUUAGGUCUGAAGAUGAAGAGAAUCAGUGCUGAUCCUAGAUUAGUUGAGGAAGGAACAUUCAAUGGUAAUGAUAGAAAGUUGAAGUCCCAAACUAAAACAAAUGUGCUCAACUCAAGUAUGGAUAAUGGAAAGAAGUUGUCAAGACGGAAGGAUUAUGAAUCUACAGACUCUAGCAGGAACAAGUCAGUGACUGAGAUUAGUAAAUUCAGGGGAAGUGAAUCACUUGAUAAGAGAGGGCAGAAUGGUAAGAUGGGGCGUGCUGAUAAGCUGAAGCAUGUUAGAGACAAUGGCAUAGGGAAUGUAAAAUCCAAGAUAAGUGAUGACAGGAAAGCGCCUUUGGAUAGACAAAAGGAGUUGAAUCAUAGAAUAAAUGCAGUUGGUUCUUUUGACAAGCGUUACAAUAGAAAGGAUCAAAAAAUGAAGGCCUUGAUUAAUGGUUCAUCUAUAACAGAGGCACCACCUAAGAAGAAAAAGCGAGGUAUCCGGAUAGACCCUUAUGAUACAUCCAACAAGAGAUUGGAUGAUAGCGCAUCUGAUAAAGGUACUAAACAGGUGAAAAUAGACGAGACAGAAAGCAUUGGGUUUGAAAUGUCAAAGAAUGCGCAAUUUCGUGCCAUCACUCCUAGCUCCUCCAUCCUUUCCUUCGUACAGGACAAUUUAUUAGGACGUAGACGUGAAAUUGAUUUUAAGAGGGCUGGCUACAACAUUGAGCUUCCUGCUCCUUUAGACAACAUACCCUUCUCAACAACUCCAGAAAGAGAACGCAUUGAAGUACCAGCAUUUAGAAACAAAUUAGAAUUCUUUGCUGCUGCAAAGAUUUCCUCAUCAUUUCCCCCUCCUGAUCUUCCUGAGAUUGCAUUUGCAGGCCGGUCAAAUGUGGGAAAGUCAUCAUUGCUCAAUGCAUUAACAAGGCAAUGGGGUGUUGUACGGACGUCAGACAAGCCAGGCCUCACACAGAGUAUCAAUUUUUUUAAUCUUGGACCAAAGCUAUGUAUGGUGGAUUUGCCAGGGUAUGGUUUUGCUUAUGCUAAAGAAGAGGUGAAGGAAGCAUGGGAGGAACUCGUAAAAGAGUAUGUCAUGACACGUGUUGGUCUAAAGCGAGUAUGCCUUCUUAUAGACACAAAAUGGGGUAUGAAGCCAAGGGAUCUUGAACUUAUUGAUCUGAUGGAAAGGUAUGAGACAAAGUACCAAAUUGUUUUAACAAAAACUGAUUUGGUUUUUCCAAUUGAUGUGGCACGACGAGCAAUGCAAAUCGAAGAGAACCUCAAAGCAAAGAAAUCUGCAGUUCAACCCUUGAUGAUGGUAAGCUCGAAAACAGGGGCUGGUAUCCGAAGCUUAAGGACAGUACUAGCUAAUGUUGCCCGGUUUGUGCCACGAUAGAAGGCGCUUUUUGAAAGGUAUUUGCUCAUGCUGGAUUUAGACUUAGUUCCCCCAUCUAUUUGUGGGUCGAGUUAACAGUUUUUAAAAAAAAAUAUGAGAUGCUAUAACACUUUUAUAGUCAUAGAAGAUGGCAAGUCUUGUAUUCGACGAAGUUGUGGUUUGGAGGUGCGUGAAGAUUUAAAAACAAAGAGGAUGAAUGCAUUGAUUCACAAUUCCAGCUUAA
Molecule: messenger RNA, 2253 nt
Organism: Salvia splendens (bonfire salvia)
Lineage: Eukaryota; Viridiplantae; Streptophyta; Magnoliopsida; Lamiales; Lamiaceae
Product: P-loop containing nucleoside triphosphate hydrolases superfamily protein
Exons: 11
Coding region: 285-2030 (581 amino acids)
Molecular function (GO): GTP binding
Source: RefSeq, a predicted model, not a curated record